Messenger RNA from Ambispora leptoticha, 2022 nucleotides. The record is from the annotation of a GenBank genome assembly. Lineage: Eukaryota; Fungi; Glomeromycota; Glomeromycetes; Archaeosporales; Ambisporaceae.
AUGUUUUCAUUGAAACGUGCAUAUAUUGGAGGUCUUCCAAAAGAUAUUAACGAAAAAGAUUUGUCUGAACGGUUUCGUACGUUUGGUGAAGUUACUGAGGUGGAAGUUAUCCGACAAGCUAAUACUGGAGAAUGUCGAGGUUUCGCAUAUGUUACGCUCAAGAUUACAGAGAAUAGUUGGAAAAAAUGCAUGAAUACAUUUAAUGGUGCAAAAUGGAACGGGAUAACACUAAAGAUCCAAGAAGCAAAACCUGACUACAAACAAAGAUUAAAACAAGAAUGGGAAGCUCAGAAAAAAAAUAAUGCACAACCAUUGCAUCCCCCUUCUUCGAAAAAACGUAAGAGGCCUAAAAAAGGCGAGCUGGUCGUCGAGCUAUCAAAAAAUAUGAGUUUGGUAACGAAUAGUAAUAUCAAUGAGCGAAAGAGAUGGAAACGGAUUAAUAACGAUGGAUGCAUUGCUACUAUUAUGCGGAUGCGAAGACCAGAUGGGAGUAUGAUCACCAUAGAUCCUUCGAAAUACAAAAACAACCAUCGAAAGAUUUUCAAUAAUGUUAAUGAAGUGAAGCCUAAACCGUUUCACGAAUUAAUGCUGUAUUAUAGUAAUGGAAAAGAAGCGCGAGAGGAGGAAAUUCAUUUAGAAGAACAGAGUUAUCGUGACGACGUUUCUAGAGAAAAGAAAAAAUUACCUACAAGUUUUGAUAUUCCUGCUGUUCUUAGUAGUUCUGGCAACAAUAUUAUGAUUACAACUAAGGACGAGGCGGAUGAAAAUUAUGAGAAUUCUUCAACAAAAAAACAACCAGAGAACAAUUCAUCGAAUCCACCAUCAUUAAUUGACGGUCUUCCUCUGAAAAAACGUGGAUUUGAAGAGCGUGAGAAGGCUGCUAAAAUUGCGGAGGCAUUGCGAAGAAACCCGGAGGAAAAGAAAAAAGGUCAUAUAGUGUUCUCUAGUGACGACAAUGAGGAAAAAGAGCAAAAAGAGUCACCUUCAAGAAAGAGUUUAUUCGAUAAUGAAUCAAAUGAAGAUGACGAUAAUGAUACCCAUUCCUACGAAAUUGAAAUUAAUCCAAUAUUUGAAGGAUCAUCCGGUCGAAAACUUUUAGAUCUGCAAAAAGGGUUUCACGGGGACACUCGCUUUAAAUUAACUCGAGAAUUUAUAAAUGACGAAGACGAUCAGAAUGAUCAAUAUGCCGAGGACGAAAAAGAAAAGCCAGAGACAACACAAUUAUCAAAUGACCAUCACAAUAAUAACUAUAAAAAAAAUGAUGAUAUUAUUUCAACGCUUAUUGAAGAAAAAUCAAAAAAUAUGGACAUUCUUCAUACGAUGUUUGAAAAUAUUGAGAUCGAAAAGUUUCAGUUCCAAACCAAUCAUCUAAAUAAUGAAACGGUAUGGAAAGAAAUGACCCAUUUUGAUCCUGAUGCGCCCGAGGAGGAAAUUCAAAAAGCAAAACGUGUUGAAGAUAAUAAUGAUGAUAUUGAGUUCACAAAACCAUCGUCAGCUUCUCUGUUAUCACCGCCACCGCCACCACCACAAGUCUCGAAGGAAGUAAAAAUCGAAAUCAACGCAAAUUUGAAAGGGAUAUUUGCGCCAAGUACAACAUUAAAUGUUGUAUCUUCUUUUUCGCUCUUUGGAAAUAAUAACGAGAAAGACAACGGAGAGAGUAAAAAUUCUGAUCAUGAAAUGGAAGAUGCGAUAGAAUCUUUUAUAUCUAUAGAUGACAAUUCAAAACCUUUGUUUUCUUCACUGGAUACCAGACAAACCUCAGCAUCUCCCAGAUCAGCAAAUAAAUCCGAUUCUUUUACUGCGACUUCUGGUCCUUUAUUUUUUUUCCAUUUCGGAGAUGAAGCACUAGAAAAAAGAUCACAUUUUCAAGAAUUAAAUACGUUUAUGAGAACCACAUCUAUGGAGGAAAUUAUAAAAAAUUGGGAAAGCACGCGACAAGGUUUAACUCAUGAAUUUAAACGGAAGCAUAAAUCUGUAUCACGGAAACGACGAAAGAUGCAACGCAAAAUGAAUCAGAACUAG